AUGGCGACGGCGACGGUGACGGCGACCGUCGUGUCGGCAGUCUUGACGACGGUCUCGGCCACCAAGUCCUCGGCCACGGCCACGUCCACGACCCGCGCAAAAGCCCAGGGCGGCGUCCUGGACGGCCUCGACCCGAUUGUAUACGAUGCUAGCAACCCGAUCCUGCUCUUCAUCGUGCAGGCCGUCAUCAUCAUUGUGUUCUGUCGCCUGCUGCACUAUCCGCUCCGUUAUCUGGGCCAGCCACGGGUCAUCGCCGAGGUCAUUGGCGGCAUCCUGCUGGGCCCGUCCGUCAUGAUGCGCAUCCCCGGCUUCAAGGCCAACAUCUUCCCGACCGAGAGCAUGCCGAUCCUGAGCAACAUUGCCAAUCUGGGCCUGAUCAUCUUUCUCUUCCUCACCGGGCUCGAGGUCGACCUGGGCAUGUUCCGCCAGAACUGGCGGGCCGCCGUCGGGGUCUCGCUUGCGAGCAUGGCCCUGCCCUUUGGUCUCGGCUAUGCCAUCGCCUGGGGGCUGUACAAGCAGUUUGACGACGCGCAGAGCACCGAGCCGAUCGGCUUCGGCGUCUACGGCCUCUUCAUCGGCACCGCCCUCGCCAUCACCGCCUUCCCGGUGCUCUGCCGCAUCCUGACCGAGCUGAAGCUGCUUAACAACAUUGUCGGCGUGACCGCGCUGGCGGCCGGCGUCGGUAACGACGUCGUCGGCUGGAUCCUGCUGGCGCUGUGCGUCUCGCUCGUCAACAACAGCAGCGGCCUGACCGCCCUCUGGGCUCUCCUCUGCGUCUUCGGCUGGACGCUUUUCCUCGUCUUCGGCGUCCGGCCCUGCUUCAUCUGGGUUCUGCGUCGCAACGGAAGCCUGCAGAAUGGCCCCACCGAAUCCAUGGUCUGCCUGACCCUUCUGCUCGUCCUCACGUCGGCCUGGUUUACCGGCAUCAUUGGCAUCCAUCCCAUCUUUGGUGGUUUCCUUGUCGGUGUCAUUUGUCCACACGACGGAGGUUUCACCGUCAAAUUGACGGAAAAAAUUGAAGACUUCCUUUCCGGCCUCUUUCUGCCCCUCUACUUUGCCCUUUCUGGGCUCAGCACGAAUCUUGGCCUGCUCAACAACGGCAUCACCUGGGCUUAUGUAAUUGGUAUCAUUUCCGUCGCCUUCGUCGGCAAGUUUGUCGGUGGUACUCUCUCUGCCCGCCUCUGUGGCAUGUUCUGGCGAGAAAGCUGCAGCGUUGGGGUUCUUAUGAGCUGCAAGGGUCUUGUCGAAUUGAUUGUGCUGAAUAUUGGACUUCAAGCAAAGAUUAUCUCGCAGCGAACCUUUACUAUGUUUGUCGUUAUGGCACUCAUCACAACUGUGUCGACGACUCCUCUGACCAGACUCGUCUACCCUCUGUCUUACCGGCAAAAGUGUGAGAAAUUUCGACGUGGCGAAAUCGACUGGGAGGGAAAUCCCAUCAACAGCGAGGACGACAGCCAGCGGGAGUCUCUCGACAAGCUCAAGCAGACCCAAGUUCGUCGCCUGCUCGUCUACCUGCGUCUGGAUAGUCUCCCUGGUCUCUUUACGUUCAUCUCUAUUCUGGGGAACAUUGACGGACCGAAUAGCAAAGCAGCUGAAGACGGCAAAAUGCAGACGGAAACGGCUCCACGCCGGCAUCUGCAAGUUCAUGGUAUUCGGCUGCUGGAGCUGACUGAGCGGACGUCUUCGGUUAUGCAAGUUACCGAAGUGAAUGAAUUUACCCGCCAUGACCCUGUUGUCAAUACGUUUCGGACCUUCUCUCAACUGCAUGACUUGGCGGUUUCGGGUCAAGUAGCUGUCUCGCCAGCUGCUUCAUUCCCGGAGACACUGGUAACGGAAGCAACCGAGAUGGAAUCGGACUUCGUGCUGAUCCCAUGGGGCGAAAGGGGGCUUGUCAGUGACGAGUCGUCGGCUCUGUUCACGAUGAGCUCGUCAACUACUCGCUUCGACGACCGUGCCCACCUCGACUUCCUCCAUGCAGCUAUGGACAAGGCCGUGUGCAACACGGGUAUUUUCAUCGACAACGGAUUUGGCACUGCCUCUGGCUCCCGCCAUGAACAGCCCAGUCUCACACGCACAGUAUCACUCUUGUCAAUGCGUAGCCAUCGCGAGCCGGCGACUCUGCCCGUAGCGAACAAGACUCAUCGGAUAUUCUUUCCUUUCUUCGGUGGUGUGGACGAUCGGGUCGCUCUCCGAGUCGUUCUGCAGCUGGCCAAGAACACAAACAUAUCGCUUACCAUUGCUAUGUUCAACACGGACGGGGAGGGCGCAGUAGGCAGCCAUGGACCCGAAGUGGUGGGGGCCAGUCUCAGUGCCAGCAUCUCUGCGGACGAACCGAUGUCAAAAUCGAAGGCGAUGGCUGUUCAGGACGAGUUGUCUGCACAUGAUCUUGGUCUGUUAUCAAUGCUUCAGUCAUCCCUUCCCAGCGAGCUGUCUGGGCGGGUCAAGUUUGUGGACGUUUCUGUCAACGGGUCCGCUUCGGUUUUGCUGGACGAGGCGAUGGUGCGUGCCGGCCAGGUGGUGGGACAAGGACCGCGCAAUGGUGGUGACAUUGUUGUUCUCGGUCGUCACCACGCACGUUUUGGCGAUGCUCCUGUGGCGGCCGAGUCGUCGUCCGGCUACGAUUUGGCCCGAACAAUUGGGACGGCGGGGGCUCGGGUGGUGGAUGCGAAGCUCAAAGCUAGCGUGCUGGUCAUCCAAGCAGGUGGCCUUGGAUUGGAGUGGUAA
Grosmannia clavigera kw1407 is the source of this 2724-nucleotide messenger RNA. RefSeq names its product K+/H+ antiporter 1. The transcript is spliced from 2 exons. The record is from RefSeq and is a predicted model, not a curated record. Gene Ontology annotation, cellular component: membrane. Bases 1 to 2724 code for a protein of 907 amino acids. NCBI's taxonomy places the organism in Eukaryota, Fungi, Ascomycota, Sordariomycetes, Ophiostomatales, Ophiostomataceae. Gene Ontology annotation, biological process: proton transmembrane transport. Gene Ontology annotation, molecular function: antiporter activity.